Plasmodium gonderi is the source of this 2352-nucleotide messenger RNA. Its product is annotated as 3',5'-cyclic nucleotide phosphodiesterase. Lineage: Eukaryota; Apicomplexa; Aconoidasida; Haemosporida; Plasmodiidae. Gene Ontology annotation, molecular function: 3',5'-cyclic-nucleotide phosphodiesterase activity. The record is from RefSeq and is a predicted model, not a curated record. Gene Ontology annotation, biological process: signal transduction. Bases 1 to 2352 code for a protein of 783 amino acids. The transcript has 9 exons.
AUGUUAGGUCAUAGUAAGGAAAAAUAUAAUAAAAAUGAUGCAAUUAAAAAGGCAUUUUCACUUUUUUCGUUCCCUAGUAAUGAAGAAGAAAAGGUCAUUAAUUUUUGGCCCCUGAAAUUUAAGGAUAAAGAAGAAGAGUUAAUGUAUAUUGUUAAACUAUGUGACAAUAUAGAAAAGAAAAAAUUUGUUUCUUUGAUUUCUCAUUUAAGUUCUCUCUUACUUAUGUACUCCAUUUGUCUAAUUGUUGGAAAGAUUAAUGAUUUGCUUACUAUCCUAAAAUUGACAUUCGUAUUUUUACACGUAUUUGCCACAAUCAAUGUGAUACUAACUCUAGUAUUGCAUUACACACACUAUGUAGAAAAUUUCAAAAUGACUAGAUCCAAGCUUUUUAUUUCUUAUACAAUUUUUGUAUUCAUUUUGUGGUGCUCAUGGCUAUUUAUAUUAUUCAACGAUGUGAAGGACCAUCUACCAGUUGUUAUAAAUGUAAAUAAUUUUUUAUACGCUACCUAUACCCACAACAAAAUAAAUAUCGUGCUAUGCUUUUAUGCAUACCUUCCAGUUUUAUAUUUAAUAACGAUAAUACCGUGCAGAAUAUGUUAUUCAUGCGUUUUCGACGUCUUGUUCUUCAUAAUGAAGGUUGCGAUUUAUUCAGUUUACUAUAUAAUAACGAUGAAAAAUUAUAUCCUGACAGACAACAUCUUUAUGAUAGCCUCGUCACUUGUAGGAAGCAUUUUCAUAUUCGUAAUACGGUACAUCAUUGAAAUUCAAAGGAGAUUAGCAUUUAAUAAUUGGAACAAACAGACAAAACAAAUUAUUAAAUUAAAAAUAAAUUUAAAAAAAGAAAAAGAUAGAUCGUCUGUGACUAAUAUUGAAGAAAUAUAUGAUAUAAUAAAUGAUUCCAUUGGAAAUUACUAUGAAUCAAACUCCACCCCAAAAGAAAAGGAUUUUGCCAUCCUGAAUAAUUUAAAAAAAAUUUUACAUAUUCUAAAAGAAGACAACUUAUUCUCACCAGAUUUGAGAACUAUAAAUAAUAAGAAUUAUAAUCAUAUAUAUGGUUACAUGAUGGACAUAAAAAAAAUUAAGCAACGAUCGGAUGUUAAAAGUGAACCUAGGGAGGAGGAAACAGAAGAGAUCUCUGAAGAAGAGGUGAAUGAACGUGCAGAAAAACCGAAAGAAGAAUCUGAAACGGAAUCACUAAUAGAAUCUAUGUCUGAUCUGAGGAUAAAAAAUGAACAAUAUUUACUGCAUCAAGAAUCUGCAAAAAAGGACCAAAUUAAAUGUGAUAAAAAUGAUUUGGAUAUAAACAUGUGUUCGCGAGAUGUGGACGUCAGCAUUUGUAACACCAAGUUUUUGAAUAGGGACACACUACAUGAUAAUGUUUUUACCGAAAUAGGAAUGAAUUUAUUGAAUAAAUAUUAUACAGUUAAUCAUAACAUACCAAAUGAAACAUUGCAUUCACUCCUUUAUGAGAUGAAACAAGGAUAUAACAAUGUUCCUUAUCAUAAUUGUAUCCACGCAGCCAUGGUAACAGAACAUUGCAAUAUCCUGGUAAACAAUUUAGACACAGCAAAUAUUUUACGAGAUAACGAAAUGGCUGCUUUUUUGGUAGCUGCUUUAGGUCAUGACAUUGGGCACUUUGGGAGAACAAAUCUCUUUCUUAAAGAUUCCGGUAAUUUUUUAAGUGUAAUAUAUAAUGACAAAUCUAUUUUAGAGAAUUAUCACUGCUCAUAUUUGUUUCACAUUUUAUUUAAGGAAGGAAAUAAUAUUUUUAAAAAUGAAUCAUCCAAAACACUCUUAAACUUGAGACAAGAAAUAAUAGAAGUAAUUUUAGCAACUGAUAUGAGUAAGCAUAUAAAAAUAUUAGCUCAAUUUCGUAUUAAAUCUAUUAAAAUUAAAUCAUAUAUAGAAAAGAAUAUUAUAUUAUGCUUAAAAAUGAUUAUAAAAGCUGCAGAUUUGUCUCAUAAUUGUGUUGAUUGGAGUGAACAUUAUUUAUGGGUAAAAAGAUUGGUAAAUGAAUUUUAUCAUGAGGGAGAUGAACAAUUAGAAAAGGGGUAUCAAAUUAAUCCACUUUUUGAUAGAAAUUGCCACAAUAAUUUUAUAAAAAUUCAAAGAACAUUUCUAAAAGAAUUAGUUUACCCCUUAAUUACUUCUCUUAAAACUCUUGACAGAACUUCGAUAACACAAUUUAUGAUGGAUAAGGUUAAACGCAAUUAUUCUAAAUGGACAAAAAUAGAAAAAAAUCCUUCCAAAAAAAAAAAGUACUUAAACGAAUUGAUAAGUAGUCUUCCAGAUUCAUGGAAAAAAUCAUACCAACCUAAUCUAGACAUUUAUAAAGUGCCAAAAUGUACGUGA